AUGCGGAUUCAUGGGCGGGGGUAUGGGUCGGGUUGGUCAGGCGUAAGAAGUGCAGAGGGCGUAGGCAGAGGAGGUGAUCUGUGGGUGUAUGGGCGGGAUGAGGGGGUACAAAGGGCAUGUGUGGGCGGGAAAAGAGCUGCGUUGUUUGAAGGGUGUAAAAGUGUGCGCCGACACUGCGAGUGCAUACGAGCGUGGGCGGGGAUACUGGUGGGCGGGGAUACUGGUGGUGGCCCUGGUGGUGGCCCUGGUGGUGGCACUGGUGGUGGCACUGGUGGUGGCACUGGUGGUGGCACUGGUGGUAGCCCUGGUGGUGGCACUGGUGGUGGCCCUGGUGGUGGCACUGGUGGUGGCACUGGUGGUGGCACUGGUGGUGGCACUGGUGGUGGCCCUGGUGGUGGCACUGGUGGUAGCCCUGAUGGUGGCACUGGUGGUGGCACUGGUGACACUGUCUGUCUGCCCUUCUGA
This is a messenger RNA of Penaeus monodon (black tiger shrimp), 465 nucleotides long. Its product is annotated as holotricin-3-like. The record is from RefSeq and is a predicted model, not a curated record. NCBI's taxonomy places the organism in Eukaryota, Metazoa, Arthropoda, Malacostraca, Decapoda, Penaeidae. The coding region runs from base 1 to 465 and encodes 154 amino acids. The transcript has 2 exons.